Lobosporangium transversale is the source of this 759-nucleotide messenger RNA. RefSeq names its product acyl-CoA N-acyltransferase. NCBI's taxonomy places the organism in Eukaryota, Fungi, Mortierellomycota, Mortierellomycetes, Mortierellales, Mortierellaceae. Gene Ontology annotation, molecular function: N-acetyltransferase activity. The transcript has a single exon. The coding region runs from base 97 to 660 and encodes 187 amino acids. Gene Ontology annotation, biological process: protein acetylation. The record is from RefSeq and is a predicted model, not a curated record.
CUCUCUUUCUCUCUUUCUUUAUUUUAUUUUAUUUUAUUUUUUUAUUUUUUUUCACACGCAUCCGUACCUGUUUACCCAUACGCUGAAAACAACGACAUGUCUUCAUCCUCGUCAUCUCCUCAGGUCACUGUCCGUGCUGCUACCCCUGCAGAUGUAGGAUCUAUCCUCUCAUUGGUCCAUGAGCUUGCAAAGUAUGAGAAGGAACCUCCAUCCACUGUCGAGGCCACAGAGGAAUCAUUGCUCAACACUCUUCGCUUCACUCCCCCUCAUCCGACCUCACAGAACUUGGCCUCAUGUCUCUUAGCAUUCAUCCCUUCUUCAUCUGAACCCGUUGGAUUUGCUCUUUAUUUUACAAACUAUUCUACCUGGAGAGGCAAAGGAGGUAUCUAUCUCGAGGAUCUGUUCGUGAAGGAAUCAGCCAGAGGGCAACGCAUUGGCAGGCGCCUCUUGGGUGAGCUGGCUCGCGAAGUUGAACUGAUGAACGGAGGUCGACUGGAGUGGUCAGUACUGAAAUGGAAUGAACCUAGUAUCCAGUUCUACAAGUCCUUGGGAGCAGUUGCGAUGGAUGAGUGGCAAGUCAUGCGUGUGGAUGGUGAAGCAUUGAAGAAGCUUUCUCAGGAUGGUAAAGGUUUUGAAGGAACCAGCACCACUCUUAUUUAGUUACUCUAUCUCUUUUUAGUCUAGACCGCUUUAUACAUGAAUCUGAAAUGCUGCCUUUAAAAAAGUAUACAAGAAUUACCCGUGGAUGUGACAGUGAAU